This is a messenger RNA of Salvelinus sp. IW2-2015, 4464 nucleotides long. Its product is annotated as enolase-phosphatase E1. Gene Ontology annotation, biological process: transcription by RNA polymerase I. The record is from RefSeq and is a predicted model, not a curated record. Gene Ontology annotation, cellular component: RNA polymerase I complex. Gene Ontology annotation, molecular function: RNA binding. NCBI's taxonomy places the organism in Eukaryota, Metazoa, Chordata, Actinopteri, Salmoniformes, Salmonidae.
CUGCUCGUCUCACUUCCUGGUUGACUAUGUGAAUUUGUCCAAACAUGACCGCGUGUGCUGUGUACAGGUAGAAUAGAUACAAGGUGUACCUCUUUUUGUACCUCAUGGCUUCUGUCAGGGACCUGCAAGCUCGACGAGUUGAAAAUAAUAAUACACGCACUCUGUUUAACUCAGAAGGCGUUUAUGAAGCAGCAGAAGAUAAUUCAUCCCAGCUCAUUCUGGAGAACCCCGAUCCUGAUAUCGUCAAAACAAUCUCACAUUAUUUCGAGGCUGCUCUCAGUGGGCAGAAAUAUGUGUUACCCCAUCCCGUCACAGACCAUGGCACUGAGUCUUCAGCAGACAGUAGGGAUUCAGGGGACAGCCUGUUCAUAACUCAAGUGCCAGUGUCUGAGGUGGUGAGGUCUGUGAGAAGAUGUCACUCAAAGGAGAGGUCAGAGUUCACAUGUACCAUAGAAUCAGAGGAGGAGAGCGGGGAGGAAGAUGGACCUGCCACUCCCCAAAGGAAGCAGCAGGUCUCACAUGCAAUGAAACAUCACAAGAGGAAAGCAGAGAAGCAUGGCCUGAAAAAGUACUCCUUUCCCUUCCUGGGGAGCGUUUACAGAAGUAAACCCCUAUCUAGUCGAGAGAGGACUUACAGAAACACACACCUACCACUAUUAAAGAGUGUGACCUUCUCGAGUAAGGCAAUUGGAGGCUUUUUUAGAUGCGUCAAAACACUGAAGAAGUUCUCUAAAGGAAAAGCGACUUUAGCCUCAGCUUUACCAAACAGAUAUCUGGAUGAGGAAGGUGAACUGUCUCCACUGUCAGAACAGGAGGUGGAAUCUGAAGGUAGUGAUGAUGACAUCAGAGUGGUGGAAAAUACACUUUUAAUGCCAUUCCUGAAAAAGAAAAAUAGGCAAACUUGGUGUCAUCCAUCAUCUGAAGCUGAAAAGCAAUGCAGAAAGUUUUCAUCUGUAAGCAAAUACUUCACCAAAGACUCCACAUCAGUAAGCAAAGACUCCACCGCCAAGACAAAGAAACGGAGCACAAAGAAAACACAACACCUCCCUCAUGUUAAACAAACUCUUUCCUUGGUUUCCAAAAUGAUUAAAGACACACCAUCAAAGCAGAGUUUUGCUGGUUCACAGCGAAUCUUACCUGAGAAAUGUAACAUGGCAGAAAAAGAGACUAACCCAGAGUCAAUGAGUUGCGUUAGGAGAUGUUCAUCUGGUAGGAGUUUGGUCCGCAAUGAAACACAAGAACCUGGGAUACAUUUAGCUGARAAUACAGAUGGACAGGAAGAGAACGACAACAUGGACAUUUCAUUGACAGAAUGGAAGACAAUGCUGAAUAUCGGAUUUGUCAGUGAGGAAGUAGAGGGGACUAGAAUAGACCAGGCAGUGGACAUAACGAGUUCACCUAUUAAUGAAGUGCAGGAAAGUGAAGGAAGCUGUUUGGAGAGGACCCAAGUGGGCAGAGCCAUGACCCCCAGUGUGACUGAGCAGAGCCCUGAUCGUGACCAUCAGAACCAGACAAGAGAAACAGAGGCUGAUCCUGGAACUAAAGGUCACAACCCCCCUUCAACAGAACCAGAGCUCACAAAUGACUGUACAAAUGUUGAUGUUGGGGGAGAUUAUGAACAGAAGGGAAAGAAGAGGAAGAAAAAGAACAGGAAAAUAGAGGGAGGAGAUGAUGAAAGUAUAGAGGACCGAGUUGUGCAGCCUCCAUGCCAAGAGGCUCCAGAUUAUCAGGAACUAGUCACCUGUGUGAGUACAAGCCCCAUACAGGGAGGAGAGGCUACUGAGAGAACCCAGGAUAACAAGGCAGAGCAUUCUGUUUCCGCGUCUGGUGAAAUGAUUACGCCACAGAAAAAGAAGAGAAAAAAGGAGAGGAGGAGGGAUUCACCAUGCCAUGCUGAUACAGAUAUAGGCCUAAAACAGGAAGAGAACCCCAAGCUAUCAUCCCAUGCUGGAGGUGGUGCUAUAGUUCAGAACGAAGACAUAGAACUGAAGAAAAUGAAGAAAAAGUAUAAGAAUUCCACAGCACAUGCCAUCCUGGAGGAAGGACCAGAAAAAGGACAUUUUCUGAAUUUGAGUUUGGAAUCACAGUUAGAUGAGGUAAUAGGACCCCAAAAGGGAACAAACAUUUCAACCCUCCCUGAAGAUACUGUCACAAACCUACAGGUAAAUGCUACUGAUAUAAGACAGAAAACAAUUGAGUGCUCUAUAGUCCAACUUACUAAAUUGGUAGCCCAGAGAAAGAAGCAUAAAACCAUGGCACCAAUAGACAAUUCUUUGGCACAGAGUGACGGCACAAUUUAUUUUAGGAAAAAGAAAAAGGCAAAGAAAGAUGGGGAUUCCUGCAGCAAUGAAAUGGUGGGAAAUUAUACUGAAAUUCCUCUGACUACAAGUACUUUAUCUCAAUCUGGUCAAAUCGAUACACUGGAGAAGAAAAAACGCAAACGAGAUAAGAAACAGAAUUCUGACAUUCAUGAAGAUUCUGAGGCCAGACCCAAAGAGAAUGUUGUGAGCCAUGAGAGGUCUGAAGACAAGGUCACGGAGAAGAAGAGGAAAAAGAAGAAGAGGAGGAAAUCUUCAACUGACGAUGGCGCCGUUGUUCAACUACAAGAGGAUAAUAUUCAAAAAUUCCAUAUCACCCUCAAGAGUACUGUGUCUGAAUCCAAUGACACUGUGCCACCAAGAAAAAAGCGAAAGAAAGAUAGGGAUUUAGUAACUCCUUUGAGCACAGAGGAGAGACGUCAAAAGGACAGCAUACCACCUGAAACAGAUGAGAUCACUAGCCCAAGAAAGAUAAAGAAGAAAAAGCGAGAUGGGUCUAAAGACACUUGUUCUGUCAUACACAAGGAUACAGCAGCUCCACUGGAAAAAGAGAGUAUUGGCAUAUCUUUGGAGGGGUGUGAGAGGUCUGCUUUGACUCCAGAUGACACAGUUUCUCAGAGAAAAAAUAAGAAAAAUAAGAAUUCCCUCACCAAACAUGAUCCUGAGGGAAGACUGAAAAAUGAUGCAACUAAAAUAUCUCAGAGGAUGAGCGCAACUGUAAAAAAUUCUAGACCAGAAGAGAAAAAAGAGAUAGAUACAACUGAAGUGAGACUUGAAGCUGAAAGUGCCUUUAUAUCCUCAGAGAGAAAGAGGAAAAAGACAAAGAGGCGGAAAUCCACUGAUUACGAAGUACCAGCGGUAGGACAUCAAGAUAAUGAUUACACUGCAAUAUUAAUUGAAACGACUCAGAGUURUAUGACCCAAUACACAGAAACAGAGUCACAGAAGAAGAAGAAGAAGAAAAGAAAUGAUAACACUGCAAUGCUAAUUGAAACAACCCAGAGUUCUAUGACCCAAUACACAGAAACAGAGUCACAGAAAAAGAAGAAGAAGAAAAGAUAUGAUAACACUGCAAUGCUAAUUGAAACGACRCAGAGUUCUAUGACCCAAUACACAGAAACAGAGUCACAGAAGAAGAAGAAGAAGAAGAAAAGAAAUGAUAACACUGCAAUGCUAAUUGAAACAACCCAGAGUUCUAUGACCCAAUACACAGAAACAGAGUCACAGAAGAAGAAGAAAAUAAAUAGAAAAUCUAACAAGGAAUCAGUUGCCCCGAAGCACACAGAUGGAAGACAGACCGGGGAGAUGUCAGAGGCGACGUCAGACUGUCUGCCUUUACCACAGAUUAAUCCUGAUCCUGUAUCAAUCUCCCAUGAACUGGUUUCAUCAGCAGAGAAGAAGAAGAAGAAGAAGAAAAAGAAGCAUGGAAAAGAUGCAAAUCAGGAUUACCUCGCAACCGAACACAUUGACUCAGUGGUGAUGACAUGAAGCAUGCCAUCUGAAUAAAACAACCCAUAGCUUGGAGAGGAUUUUUGAUGGGUGGCCUUUGGUUAUAAGGGAACAGAUUUUUAAAUGAGUUGAUUCAUUGUACACCACCUCUAUGAUGGUUGUUCUUCCACUCUUUAGAGACACUUGUAUGCGCAUUCAGAUGAUAAAUGUGCAUGCAUAGGCUAGUCAGAUAAACAGUGAACGUUUUCAGUGUUAAGUUACCACUAAAUGGUGUUUUGUAAAGAAUAUUUUUAUCCUACCCUGUCACCUAGUGGACAAUUUAAGACAAAACACACUGGUUUUAUUGCAGUGUAAGUGACAUGUUUAUAACUUGGAUUCGAAUGUCAUGAUGUUUCAUUAGUCCUACUACAUAUAAUGUAUGCCAGUGCUGCAUGAGAAAGUGGUUAAUGUGUACAUUUGACAAGAUUUGUUUCUUGUUCAGUUUUGAAAUAGAUUACAUUUCUAAUGUAAUUCCCUUCAGUAAGGGACAUUGCUUCAAUAUCCUUUGUGUGCAGUGCAUCAUAUGAAGGCCUAGUCUAAACAUUGUCUCCACAACCAUUAUAGUAUUACUUUUUAUAUUGGCUCCAUACAAGUGUAUUUGUAAGUAUGACUGUCUAUUGAAGGAUGCACAAUAAAUGUACAGUUUAUCAAUGUUUUA